GAUGGGGGAGAGCAGCAGCUGCCACCUACCUCGUCGGCUUCGUGAUCCUGGUCAUCUGUUUUGCCCUGGCAGUCAUUGCGUUCUCAAUCGAGAUACUCCGCUUCAACUUUGUGCGAGGAAUUGGAGGCUUGCUCUUUGUUGUUGCUGCGUUCCAGAUCAUAGGCUUGGUCAUCUACCCAGUGAAAUUCGUAGAAGAAAUUCAACUGACGGGAGAUAAUAUGUUCAGCUGGGCCUAUGGCUUUGGCUGGGCCAGCACUGUUGUUGUAAUAGGUUGUGCUUUCUUCUUCUGUUGCCUCCCCAACUGGGAAGAUGAAGUCCUGGGAAACAUCAAGCCUACCUAUUACUACUCCUCCCCAGAGAGAGCACCAUACUUAAAUUGAAAGAUUAAAUCCGAGUACAAUCAACUGUCAAAAGAACAGAGGAGCACCUCUGAUGUAAAUUUGGUGCGAUUAUAGGAGACUGAAAAAACCCACCUUAUCUGCCCAGAGUAUUUCUUAAUAGCCCUGGCAAUAAAUUAGUAAAAACAUUGGCACCUUUAAGCAAGUAGCUUUUUACCUAAAGUAUUAUUUAUGUAUUCUCAUGUCGAUUUUGUUUGGGUGGUUUACUUGCUCCUUCCCCUCCCAACUUGAGUCAUCCUUAUUU
Messenger RNA from Tauraco erythrolophus (red-crested turaco), 642 nucleotides. NCBI's taxonomy places the organism in Eukaryota, Metazoa, Chordata, Aves, Musophagiformes, Musophagidae. The record is from RefSeq and is a predicted model, not a curated record.